Messenger RNA from Populus trichocarpa (black cottonwood), 1242 nucleotides. RefSeq lists its product as uncharacterized. The transcript is spliced from 3 exons. The record is from RefSeq and is a predicted model, not a curated record. Bases 484 to 1242 code for a protein of 252 amino acids. Lineage: Eukaryota; Viridiplantae; Streptophyta; Magnoliopsida; Malpighiales; Salicaceae.
UAGUUUGCUGAAUCAAUAAGAUAUGGAUUAAGGAGUUGCAAUAUUCCUCUCAUUUUUUUAUUUACGGAUAACCAUAAAUAUGCAUCUCUUCUCCAACACAGGUAUUGUAGCAGAGAUUGAUUUGUGUUCUAAUUUGUUCUUAUUUCUUAUUUACUUUUUAAUAUCAUUUAAUUUCUUUAGUUAUUACAUAAUCUUGCAAAUUCUGAACAAGAUAACACAAUAUGAUUAAUCAUUUUCAUACUUUGAAAUUUUGUGCACUCUUUUUACUUGGUGUAUAUAUAUAUUAUUUGGUAGAAAAAAUAUUCCUUCCCUGAGGAAGAUGAGUCGAUUGUUCGUAAUAUUUGGGAAGAUAAGGCUAGGAUUGCUUUGAAUCAACAAUUGACACGAGCUCGCAAGAAAGCCAUGUCAAAUGAAAACACUACAAAUAUUAUAGAUUGCCUUGAUAAAGGUCCUGCUUGGAUAAACAAUGACGACUAGAAUCAAAUGAUCAAAGAUGUUUGGUUCACCCUUGAAUUUCAAAGGAGGUCUGAAUCCGCUAGGAGGAAUCGAUUAACUAAAACAGAUGGCAAAAUAAGCACUCAUUCUGGAGGAACAGUGUCAUUUGCAUCAUAUCGAGCUAACAUGCAAGAGGAAGCUGGUGGAAAAGAACCUCCAUGGGAUGAUGUCUUUUCAGCUUUGCAUCAAAGUGCUAAGCAGUCUGGUAGCUUCGUCGACAACAAGUCUAAAAAAGUGGUUGAAAAUUAUAAAAUGGAGAUGAUUUCAAAGUAUGGAACUAAUCGGGAAAAUCAUCCUUCAUUUGAUGGAGCAGCUUGGUGUGUGGCUUCAGGAGGAGUUACAAAGGGUAGGGUAUAUGGUGCACCUCGUAUGCCAAAAUCUAUAGUUAGUACAAGCUCUUCAUCACAUUCCUACUCGGUGGAGUCAUCAUAUCCCAGUUCAUCGUUAAGAGCAUUGCAAAAGGAGAUAAAUAAUAAAGAAGAGGAGAUAAAGAAAAAAGAUGAUUUUAUUCUUGAAAUGAAACGGCAGAUGGAUUCCAUGAAAGAAUAUCUUGUGAACAAUCUUGGAUACCAUGGUGGGACAUCAAAUAUUGGCCAAGAUAUACCACCACCUAUGGCUCCCAAGAUAAUGACACCUAUGGGUCCCACAUCUCAACUAAUUUAUCGACCUACACCUCGAUCACUAUAUCCUGAUCCAUCUUGUGUCGAUCCACAAUAUCAUGGUUCGUCUUCGCAACCAACACCAUGA